This is a messenger RNA of Bactrocera latifrons, 1477 nucleotides long. Its product is annotated as integumentary mucin C.1. Lineage: Eukaryota; Metazoa; Arthropoda; Insecta; Diptera; Tephritidae. Bases 291 to 1142 code for a protein of 283 amino acids. The record is from RefSeq and is a predicted model, not a curated record. The transcript is spliced from 3 exons.
AACAACAAAAACAACAAGCGAACUUGUAUGAAGUGUGUGACUGACUGAAAACGAUCAUAUUUCGUCGUUCACAUGUGCGCGAUAAUUCUGCCAGGCGGCGCGACGCGACGCUGAGCUUAAGCCAAUAUUUCAGAGGGAAUACAAUUUGAUGACACUAAUCGUGCAAUCCAGUUGGAAAGAAGUUCUGUUGGCGAGAAGACGCCUCAAACAGCUAGUGGCGGUAUUUUAUUUGAAAAAAAAAGCGAACUUAAAAAUUUUUAACAGCGUGUGAGCAAAAAAAAAACAGUGAAAUGGCGAGAGUGUUGUUUAUAUUGUGUGGUGCUUUGCUUUUGAAUUUCGCCUUGACGCAAGAUUUCGAACCAGCUCCCUUGGAGCCGGAUGUGGACCUAGAUUGGGAGUCGGAGCCGGAGCCGGAGCCGGAACUGGAGCUGGAACCGGAGCCGAAGCCAGAGAUAAAAGAAACAACUACGUUGAAAGCGGACACUGAGCCACCCACAACAACAAGUACGAGUGAAUCCAUUACAGAUCCACCAACAACUACAACAAUAACAACAACAAAAGAAACCCCCACAUUCACAACGCCUCCCAUAACAACUGAGAGCCUUCCCGCCACAACCGUUGUUAUAACAGAGGAGACCAUAACGCCCACAACAACAGCAGCAACCACGCCAAAAGAAGAACCAAUAACAACGCCUGCAACGAAUAUCGACCACACAACAACAACCACCACCACAACAACAACUGCUAAACCUUUUAUAUUUAUUCCAACAACUCCUAAACCUUUCACAUUUAUUCCAACAACAACCACCACCGUAACACCAGUAAUCACAACCAGACAAACAGGCUAUCCUCCGUAUCGUCCAGUCAAACCAUGGAAUCCUUACACACCACCCACUCAACCACCAAAGCCCAGCUAUCCACAAAGUCGCUGCUAUUACCGCUCGCAACGCAGUUCACCGCAUCUGCAAUGGAAAUGUGGCUAUUGGCAAUAUGUAACGCAUGAGCAUUGCUAUCGUUGUUGCCUCUACACCGAUGUCAGCUACGCCGGUUGCAACGAAGUCAAUCGCUAUUACUGCACACAAACGCAACAACAAAAGUUCAAAAAUACGAAUGCAUACAGCAAUUAUUGGCUGUACUACUAAAGGACAGAUGCAUGGACCCGUUCAUAUAAUAUAUACACACAUACAUAUAUAUAGAAAUGUACGCUCUGCAAUUGUAGUGGUGACUGUACAUUGUACAGUGAAAAUUGAAGCAAAAUAGUAAGCACGUGGAACAUAUUUAAGUAGCGGGCAUAUGGCUUUUGUGUAUAUUUCUGUAAAUUAUUUUAUAAAAAUUUUUUUCUACUUUAUAUGCAACGUUGUGUAAUUUUUUCCAUUAGUUAAUAUUAUGUAUGCCUGUAUUUGUUCGUCAGUUUGUAAAUAAAAAUUGUAAACGAUUUAUAGCUGAAAAUAAAACUUUAAUAAAUAUUGAAUGUCAA